Arachis duranensis is the source of this 1852-nucleotide messenger RNA. RefSeq lists its product as uncharacterized. NCBI's taxonomy places the organism in Eukaryota, Viridiplantae, Streptophyta, Magnoliopsida, Fabales, Fabaceae. Bases 1303 to 1725 code for a protein of 140 amino acids. The record is from RefSeq and is a predicted model, not a curated record. The transcript is spliced from 3 exons.
UCCGAAAACACUGCGCCACGUCUCUGUUUCCUCCGUUUUAAUGGGUUGGGAUUUGGGAAUCGCUCUUCUGGCUGCUGCUUUGUUUCCCUCUCAACAUUGCCUUUUUUGCCUCUUCUUUCUAUCAGGUGGGGUUCUUCUUUAUUUCUAUUUUCUUUGCCAAAGUUUGUUCCUUUCGUCAUUAUUCUCUACUUUCGCUCCCAAGAACGUGGUCUCCGCCACCCUCGAUUUGACUGUCCUCUUCGCGGAGUUUCUGCACCACCUCUUCUCCGCUCAGGCUUCCGAGCUCGAACUACAGCAACAGCUCAACAAGAACGACGCCAGUUACGCUCUCCAACAACACCGAUGUGCCCUAGCAUUUUCAUCGGUUUAUAAGCUUUAUGAUAGAGCAUAUGGACUGAUACCUCCUGAUUCGGCUGCACGGAAACAUGUCUACUCUUUUGACCAAACCUGGGUAACUCAUCUUUACCAGAAGGUGACAUUCUUUCAGGCGGAGGCUCGUUAGAGGCAAUCAUCCAUCCUACCCGAAUCCGAGCGACCUGCUGUAUACUCACGGGUCACAUCUUGUGCUCUUGAUCAUGAUGCAGAAUGUGUCACUGAGAUCUUACUUAGAGGGAUUUGCAGGACCCCCAACCUACAACAAAUAUACGUUGACCUCCUCCUCUCCGAGUACAAUCCUUUCAAGAUUGUCAAGGAUGGAAAGCUGGUGGCUUACCCAUGGGACAUGCCUCCUCCUUAUCCAACAAAUUCGGCAAUCCUCUCAUCUUCGAUGUCUUCUUCGCCGUUUUCACAUAUUCUUGCAUUCCUUCCUUUGAAGAAGACUGAGCCCUUGAAUCUCUAUGAUCCCCUGCGCAAUUAUUUUGUCCUCAAAUACUCUGAGAGCGUGGCAAAGAGAGUAGAAGGCCUUCUCGAAAUGCUACACAAAUUGCGCAAUCAGAUGCUGCGUGAUGACCUUUCUCUACCCUCUCGCCGUGACUGCCUCAUCCGUUAUUUCAAAUGCCUUUGCAUGAUUGAGCCUUUCUUCCCUAUGAAUACCUCACCCAACCCUCCUAUCUUCGUUUGGUACAAUGCCAUCAACCCGCAACAGGACUCUUUUCAACAUAAAAUCCAUUUGGAGAAGGCCUCUGUUCUCUUCAACCUGGCAGCCCUCUGCACCCACAUUGCUCUCUCCUGCGAUCUCACCAACAUCCAAGGCCAUCUCCUGGCCUUGGGCGCCUUAAGUGGUGCUUUAAAUUGGUUGUCUCUACUGAUUUUUGCAUCUAAGAGGGCAUUGGCACGAUUGACUUGUCAGAACAAUACACCACUAUGAUAAACAAUGAGAUUGUUAGCUUGAAAUUAAAGUUUUGGCCUCGUCCCCAAGCUGAUGUAUCAUCGUUAUCUGGAUAUCCUGCUUCAGCUUAUGAUCCGUCGAAAUUUGGGCCUUUAGCUGAGUAUCUUGUAAAAUCCUGGAUACCUCAAUAUCGACUGUCGAAGAGGAAAACCUGCAAUGUUGAAACGGGUCCGAGUGAUGUAACUGAACAAUUUCUUUUAGGUUAUUGUAAGUCUCACUUCCUGCUUCAAGUGGUAUGUCAACCACCAUGUUUGGACUUUCUCUCUGAGGUUAGCCCUGUCAAGAUUAAGGAUGGAAAUCUUGUGGCCAAUGCAACCUUAGAGGGACUAAAUUUGGCAUUGGAGAACAUGAGCUUGCAGGAGACCAGCGACGGAUACAUGUAUAUUGGUGUGGGGUAGCUGCACCUACUAUAAUUUGAGAUUUUUUUUUAUUAAUACAUGAUGCCCAUUAGGAUGAUUAGUUCAAACUUUAAAUAAGAUUGGUAUGUUUUCUUAAAAAUCAAUUUAAAAGAGUAUUAGUUAUGUU